AACUGGCAGCACUGGUAAAAUGCCGCGAAAACACGUUAGUUUCCUAUCUAGCGAGAAGAUUUUUGAGUUGGUUAUCAACAGUUCGCGAAUACGGAUGCGAUUGCGGAUUUACAUUUUUUUUUUUUUAAUUCCAAAUACGAGUAAUUCGUAUAAUUUGUCCAAUCUUUCGAACGCGUUAUCGACGGAAAUCGGCGAGGAGGUGCGGUGCGGUGCGGUGCGGUACGAUACGAAACGGUAACCGGUAACAGUGGUGGUACGAGUACUCGUACGAGUAUUAACGUCAUGCAUGGAAAUGAUUCAUCAUCCAGCGACGCCGGCAAACCGGACGAUUAUUCUUCAUUCGCGCCGCCUGCCAAAAUGACCAAUUACACCAGUAUGAAUACGGAAAAAAGACACUGGGCUAGGUAUAAAGCGUCGCUCUAUCCCUUUUCCACCGUUCUCAGAUUUCGAGUCAUACAGAUCGUUUGUGGCAUUAUAAUGAUGGUAAUGGGAAGUGUAGCCUGCAUCGAAGAGAAAGGAACGGUUACAAACCUAGGAUUGGGAGUUUUCGCCGGCAUUGCAACUGUGAUCGCUUCAGCGGCCUGUAUUCAUACGAGUCGGGGUUUUGGUGGCUACAGACAACCAUCUUGCAGCGGCGGUGGUGGCACAAAUCCACUUUUUAGAUUUCUCGGACCGACGCUGCAUGCAGCCUCGUUUCUCACUUGUCUAUGGAUGGUAGCUGGAUGCUUCAAUUUGACUUUAUUGACUAGAUCUUUGUACACUAUCAUACACGGUGCCGAUCAGGCGAGCGAAACAUCGUACUUGUUAGCUAUCGUGCAAGGCAGCUUAUCGAUGUGCGUUCUAGUGACGGCCGUAUUCAUCGCCCGGGUCGAUUGCACUUACGAUCCGGAUUGACCAGAGAUAGCAGUCGUCUCGACCAGCUGCGCCAACGAAAUAACCGGCUCCGGUACCGGCAUCAGCAUGGUGCUCGUCCAUUCCAACUUGACUGGCUCUGGCUCUGGCUCUGGCUCAGUCCAAGGCGCUGGCGCUGGCGGAAACAAUGGCAAGCCCGCAACUGCAGUCAUCCUCAACGGAGAAUAACACUACAACCUAACACCGCCGAAUACAUACCAUACUCGUGCCUGGAAUCCGAGUAGUAGGCGCUCGUUGAGUAAAAAAUAUGUAGUAAAUGUGGUACUUACUCGUAUGUGUGUCGAUUCAGAAGCAAUCGUGUUCGUCUUCGUUUGGUCGUGAAUAAAACUUUUAUAGAAAACUUCA
Molecule: messenger RNA, 1257 nt
Organism: Planococcus citri (citrus mealybug)
Lineage: Eukaryota; Metazoa; Arthropoda; Insecta; Hemiptera; Pseudococcidae
Exons: 5
Coding region: 283-894 (203 amino acids)
Source: RefSeq, a predicted model, not a curated record